This is a messenger RNA of Uranotaenia lowii, 1195 nucleotides long. RefSeq lists its product as uncharacterized. Lineage: Eukaryota; Metazoa; Arthropoda; Insecta; Diptera; Culicidae. The coding region runs from base 832 to 1122 and encodes 96 amino acids. The transcript has 2 exons. The record is from RefSeq and is a predicted model, not a curated record.
GUGUUUGUGAUUGUUUCAGAAAAUUAUAAAAACACCAAAUUUUAUAUACUCAAAACCGAAUGUCUCGUUUCACGUCGACCUACGCAGCAGCUUACCCGGCCCCGGAUUGUGGAGAGCGCGAGGACAAUGAUCGGAGCAACAUGGUUAGCCUCCAGGAUGAAGGCGUUUGCAAGAAGUGUAAACGCAAGGUAGCCAAGAGUUGCUGCCCAAACCCUUCCUGUUGCUCUAAGUGGAGGGAACCUGCGCCGAAACCACAUCCGGAAGUGCCUUGUCAGGACGUCCAGUGUGGCUGCUCUCUUUGCUCUCAAAAGCAGUGCAAUGCAAUGCCGAUUAAUAUUCCGUGCGGCGUACCAAUGUCACCAGGGCAGUUUCCUAUUCAGUAUCAGCCGAUGAUGUUUCCUCAGAUGAUGCCGCAACCAAUCUUCCAGAUGCCUCCAACAUCCCCGACAGUUUUUUCCAACUCUUGUAGCAGUUGCUCGUCGGGUGAUGAAUGUUGCUCCGAAUGUUCGCAGAAACCAAGGAAAGAUCCCUGCUGUAAUCUUCAUCGGGUGAGGGCAGAGCAAGCGCGACUUCAUGAUUACAAAUGCUACGAGCCCAAGUGCCAGUGCAAGAGGCAAUCUUGUUCUACGUCCUGUGAGCCCAUCGAGUGCAACUGUUGCCGGGUAAGGAACGACGAUCCGGAAGUUCGACAUGGCAUGAAAAUGCAUUUCGAAACAAUCGAUGAACAUCAUGAACGUAGAUUUUAAAGAGCAACGUUUUAUCACGAAAGUAGGCGAUGAUUGAUCGAAACUGACAGUUGAGUCUGUAAAUAUUUCAGCACCAUUUUGAAACAUGAACCGUCCAAAUCUCAAGUGUUGCGAAUCGGAAGGAACGUUUGGAGCGCCUUCUACCGGAAAUAAAGCGAAGCCAGAACUCCCGGAACACCGCAAACGCUAUCAGCAGCAGAUGGAAACGACCUUGCCCACGGUUCACAACAUCUUUGUCAACCGAACUUGCCCCAAGCGACCGGUGGAUGUUUUGACACCGAUGUUCGAUUACGGAGAGAACACCGGAAGAAAGGUACAGGUCAUUCAACCCAACGGGCAACCUCCUCGCUGCCGAUGUGGAUGUAAAUUACCGUGAAACAAAUUUGAAAAAAAAAACUCCUACAAAACAUGGAAUAAAGCCGCUCCAAACGUUAAUUUUCUGGUUUUGA